AUGUCCAGCAAUCCCGAGCUUCCCAUCCCGCGCCCGGCGCAACCCAUCACCCUCGACUCCAACCUUGCCCAAGGUGCCGGCUCAGCCUCGCUAUGGGACCGGAUAUCCUCCUGGGCCGCCGAGCAUAAGGCUGUCGUCUACACCAUUGCCGGCGUGACCGUGUUGGUGACGGGUGCCGGUGCCGUCUACUACUUCGCCGGCGACUCCAAGAGGCCCGAAUCGGCCAAGGCCAAGAAGAACAGGAAGCAGAAGGAGAGGAAACGCGCAAAGCAGGCCGCCGACGAGACUGCCGCGAAGGAGGCCGAGGUUGCGGCUACGAAGAAGCCCUCCGUCUCUGAUGCGAGCGAUGACGAUCUGCCCUUUGUCGACGAGGCCAUUGCCUCGGGUCUGACCCCUGAUGAGCGCAAAGACUUCGCCGCGAAGCUCAAGGCCGCCGGCAACAAGGCCUAUGGCUCGAAAGACUACAACCGCGCCAUUGACCUGUACACCAAGGCCAUCCUCUGCAAGCAAGACCCCGUUUUCUUCUCGAACCGCGCCGCCUGCUGGAACGCCAUGUCGAACUGGGAGAAGGUCAUCGAAGACACCACCGCUGCGAUCAAUCUGGACAACGAGUACGUGAAGGCUCUGAACAGGCGCGCCAACGCCUACGAGCAGGUCGACCUCUUCAGUGAGGCCCUCCUCGACUACACGGCCAGCUGCAUCAUCGAUGGAUUCCGCAACGAAAUGAGCGCACAGAGCGUUGAGCGUUUGUUGAAGAAGGUCGCUGAGGCUAAGGGCAAGGCCAUUCUCGCCGGAAAGGAGAAGAAGCUUCCAAGCCCGACCUUUGUUUCCAACUACCUCCAGAGCUUCAGGCCCAAGCCGCCCCCCGCUGGUCUGGAGCCCGAGGCUGAUCUGGACGAGGAGACGGGCAAGGGCCAGCUGCGCAAGGGCUUGAUUGCUCUCAACCUCAAGACUGCCGAUGGUUACACCGAGGCCGCCCAGGCUUUCGACAGGGCGCUGGAGCUUGGUGAUUUGGGCGAGCACGAGGCUUUCGCGUACAACAUGCGUGGAACUUUCAAGUACCUCAAGGGUGACAACAAGGACGCUUUGACAGACCUGACCAAGAGCGUUGAGCUUGACCCCUCGCUGACCCAAAGCUUUAUCAAGAGGGCGAGCAUGCACCUCGAGCAGGGCGAGAAGGAUGCCGCCCAAGCCGACUUCGAACAGGCCAUGGGCCAGAACCCCGAAGACCCCGACAUAUACUACCACCGUGCUCAGCUUCACUUCAUCCUGGGAGAGUUCGCCUCGGCGGCAAAGGACUACCAGAAGUCGAUUGAUCUCGACAAGGACUUCAUUUUCUCGCACAUCCAGCUCGGCGUUACCCAGUACAAGAUGGGAAGCAUCGCCUCUUCCAUGGCUACUUUCCGUCGCUGCAUGAAGAACUUCGAAAAGGUUCCCGAUGUGUACAACUACUACGGCGAGCUCCUGCUCGACCAGCAGAAGUUCCAGGAAGCCAUCGAGAAGUUCGACACUGCUGUCGAGAUGGAGAAGGCGGCCAAGCCGCUGGGCAUGAACGUUCUGCCCUUGAUCAACAAGGCCCUGGCCUUGUUCCAGUGGAAGCAGGACUUUGGGGACGCCGAGGAGCUUUGCAAGAAGGCUCUCAUUAUCGACCCCGAAUGCGAUAUUGCCGUUGCAACCAUGGCCCAGCUUCUCCUCCAGCAGGGCAAGGUUCCCGAGGCGCUCAAGUUUUUCGAGCGGGCCGCCGAGCUUUCGAGAACCGAGGGCGAGAUUGUCAACGCGCUUUCGUAUGCUGAGGCGACGAGAACGCAGCUCGAGGUUCAAGAAAAGUACCCGCAGCUCGCUAGCCGUCUUGGUGCGAUGGGGGCUGGCAUGCCUGCGAUGGCUCGCUAA
Molecule: messenger RNA, 1890 nt
Organism: Diplodia corticola
Lineage: Eukaryota; Fungi; Ascomycota; Dothideomycetes; Botryosphaeriales; Botryosphaeriaceae
Product: mitochondrial import receptor subunit tom-70
Exons: 5
Coding region: 1-1890 (629 amino acids)
Biological process (GO): intracellular protein transport
Cellular component (GO): mitochondrial outer membrane
Molecular function (GO): protein binding; protein-transporting ATPase activity
Source: RefSeq, a predicted model, not a curated record